This is a messenger RNA of Hypoxylon fragiforme, 4059 nucleotides long. RefSeq lists its product as uncharacterized. Gene Ontology annotation, molecular function: zinc ion binding; SNARE binding. The record is from RefSeq and is a predicted model, not a curated record. NCBI's taxonomy places the organism in Eukaryota, Fungi, Ascomycota, Sordariomycetes, Xylariales, Hypoxylaceae. Gene Ontology annotation, biological process: COPII-coated vesicle cargo loading; intracellular protein transport; endoplasmic reticulum to Golgi vesicle-mediated transport. Gene Ontology annotation, cellular component: endoplasmic reticulum exit site; COPII vesicle coat. The transcript is spliced from 4 exons. The coding region runs from base 537 to 3407 and encodes 956 amino acids.
UUUUGCCUUUUGUCAACGCCUUACCCACCCUUCUUACGGUUGUCCACGAAUCAACGGUGUCAUCUAGCUCAUGAAAUUGACAAGUUGCUGAGUUUGGCUACAUCGCAAGUUCAAUCCCCAAGAACCAAGCAAGCAACCAAAAAGCCAACCAAAAAAAUGACGAUCUUAUAAAACCACAUCUCCUGUUGUUGUCUUUUUCUCUCUCUCUUUUUUUUUUAUCCGUUUCCCCCAGACGCCGUUCAAAAGUGUAGGGCUUGAGCAAGUCUAUCUGUUCUAAUUGCUGGUUAUCAAAACGUGGCCUUCGCUGAAAAUCGCCCUUUUUAAAAAAUCGUGGUCACAAGUCCGAGACUUGGUUCCUUAAUUCACCAACAAGCUAGGCCCCGACUUUUAACUCGACUCGACUCGACUAGAUUAUCCCUCACACUCCGCAUCACACAAACAAUCAACAUCUAAAACAUAAGCGGAAGGAAAGCGGAAAUAGAAUAAGACAGUUCAGGCUAGAUUCAGGACAGCAAUACUGACCAAUUGCGCCCAAGAUGGCUGCCCCCAACGAUGGCUAUGGCCAAUACCCUCCACAGCAGUACGACCAGGAGGCGCCAUACACUGAUCCGCAAGCUGCUGCUGGGUACGAAGGACAGCCCUCACCUCCCCCCCAAGGCGCCGCACACCACGAUGCUGGGAAGAAGAAGAAGAGGGGUUAUGCUACCCAGGCAUUCGAAUUUGGAAGCGGCGCGAACGCUGGCGCUACAGCACCACCUCCCGGUGGUAUGCCCCCAGCUUUUGGAGCUCCAGGUCAGGCCCCUCAACCCUCUCCGGGCUACCCAGCAUAUCCCGGCCAGGACUUUCAGCAGCCCGGAUAUGGUUCUCCUGCUCCCGCUGCUCCCUCGCCUUAUGGCGCUCCCCAGCCUGGCAUGCCCGCCCAGCCAGGAGUAGUCGGUUACCAAGCUCCUGAUGCUUACUACCCAUCCGGACCAGGACCUCUGUCUCCGGGGGUUGCUGGCAUAACUCAGGGAAUGGCCGGUAUGAACGUGGGACCGAGUCCGCAACCUGGAGCUCAGCAAGCUCCGCAUCAGGCCCGAGUCGCUCUAAACCAGCUCUAUCCUACCGAUUUAUUAAAUCAGCCCUUCAACGUCUCAGAACUUGACUUGCCUCCUCCUCCUUGCAUCCUCCCGCCAAAUGCUAGUGUUACGCAGUCCCCCGAUGCAAACUGCUCUCCCAAGUAUAUUCGAUCUACGAUGAAUGCAGUACCCACCACCCAUUCGCUGUUGAAGAAGUCCAAGUUGCCAUUCGCGCUCAUCAUCCAACCGUAUGCCGCACUUCAUGAUAUCGACGACAACGUACCAGUCGUCCAAGAUCAAGUUAUAGCCAGGUGCCGAAGAUGUCGGACAUAUAUCAACCCUUUCGUCAUCUUUCUUGAUCAAGGCCAUAGGUGGAGGUGUAAUAUGUGCAAUCUCACCAAUGACGUACCGCAAGCCUUUGAUUGGGAUGCUGCUGCCCAGAAGAGCGUCAAUCGUUGGGACAGGCAUGAACUGAACCACGCCGUCGUCGAGUUUGUGGCUCCCCAGGAGUAUAUGGUGCGCCCUCCGCAGCCACUCGUCUAUUUGUUCUUGUUCGAUGUCAGUUACGCUGCCGUUUCUACCGGCCUUCUCGCUACGAGUGCGAGGACCAUUCUAGACAGUCUUAAUAGGAUACCUAAUGCGGAUAGGCGCACUCGAUUGGGAUUUAUUGCCGUCGAUUCGAGCUUGCACUACUUCUCCAUCCCUAAGGACGAUGAUGAGAAUGCCGAGACGAGCAUGUUGGUUGUGAGCGAUCUAGACGAGCCGUUCUUACCGGUUCCACAGGACCUUUUGGUUCAUCUUACCGAAAGUCGCAGUAGCAUAGAGAAUUUCUUGACCAAGCUUCCGGACAUGUUCCAGAACAACCAAAGCAACGGCUCGUGCAUGGGUUCAGCUCUUAGAGCCGGCCACAAACUGAUCUCGCCGUUGGGUGGUAAGCUCGUGGUGAUCAGUUCUUCGUUGCCAAACUUGGGAGUGGGCAAGUUGGAAAUGCGGGAAGAUAAGAAACUUUUAGGCACGUCUAAAGAAGGCAGCCUUCUACAAACUGCCAACAGUUUCUACAAAUCAUUCGCUGUCGAGUGCUCCAAGAACCAAGUAUCGAUCGACAUGUUCCUCUUCUCCUCGCAAUACCAAGAUGUGGCUUCCCAGAGCAACCUACCUCGAUACACUGGUGGCCAGACUUGGCACUACCCGGGAUGGAAUGCUGGCCGCGCCGAAGACGCGGUAAAGUUUGCAUCGGAAUUCAGCGAUUACCUAUCCUCAGAGAUUGGUCUUGAGGCAGUGCUGAGAGUACGAGCUACUACUGGUCUACGUAUGAGUACCUUCUACGGCAACUUCUUCAACAGGUCCUCGGAUCUUUGCGCUUUCCCGGCCUUCCCCCGCGACCAGUGUUACGUUGUUGAAGUGGCUAUCGACGAGACUCUACAGAAGAACUACGUCUGUCUGCAAGCCGGUGUCUUGUACACUACGUGCAACGGUGAACGACGUAUUCGUGUCAUGACCCUCGCCAUCCCUACCACCACCAACCUUGCGGAUAUAUAUGCGUCGGCGGAUCAGUGCGCUAUCACGACAUACUUCACUCACAAGGCUGUCGAGAGGGCACUCAGUAAUGGGCUGGAUGCCGCACGCGACGCUCUUCAGAGCAAGCUUGUCGAGCUACUCCAAACCUUCAAGAAGGAGCUCGGAGGCGGAAGCAUGGGAGGUGGUGGAAUGCAGUUCCCUGCCAAUUUGCGUGGCCUUCCUGUGCUAUUCUUGGGUUUGAUCAAGCAUGUUGGUCUCCGAAAAUCGGCACAGAUCCCGUCCGAUCUCAGAUCCGCAGCUCUGUGUCUGCUUUCUACGUUACCUCUGCCGCUUCUAAUGCAGUAUAUCUACCCUCGGUUAUACUCGCUGCAUGACAUGCCCGACAACUCUGGAGUCCCCGACCCAGACACAAGCCAGAUUAUCCUCCCGCCUCCGUUGAAUUUAUCAUCCGAACGAUUCCUCUCAUACGGCUUGUAUCUUAUUGACGACGGCCAGACGCAAUUUUUGUGGGUAGGAAGGGAUGCAGUACCGCAGCUGCUGGUGGACGUGUUUGGUGUAGCAGAUCGCACGCAGUUACGUGUAGGCAAGGGCACUAUUGCAGAGCUAGACAAUGAUUUCAAUGAACGAGUACGGGCGGUGAUCCAGAAGAGCCGGGACCACCUGUCACGUGGAGUGGGUAGCAUCGUAGUGCCGCAUUUAUACAUUGUGCGGGAAGAUGGCGAGCCUAGCCUCAAGCUCUGGGCCCAGACACUGCUGGUGGAAGACCGGGCCGACCAAGGGAUGAGCUUCGGUCAGUGGAUGGGCACGCUGAGAGAAAAGGUUGUUCAGUAAUGAAGGAAUGAAGGAGCUAGAUUUACUUCUAUCACUCGGGUGAAAGUGAUACUUGUAUAGAAGACGGAUAGAUGCUUGCGACACCCAAACACAAAAAGCAAUGAAGUAAAAUGAAGCAACGCGAACGAUUCCCCAAACCGAAUUGGAAUUUCAACAUGUUAUCCAGUACCUAGCACCUAGCAUCUUGUAAGUAGGCCAACACCAAUAAAGCCACAUGAGGCUAUCUUUACGGGUUGGCGGGUCGAUAGAUGUCGGUCUUCAGGACUGUUUCACACGGCCGAAUUUAGUCUAGAGGCGACCCGUAUAUCGGUAGCGGGUUGUUCACACCAUACAUGCCCUGCCAAGUAGAGUUCGACCAGCAAAUGACAAACCAAGUUGGAUGAACACCCAAGAGAUCGAGGCAAGUAUAGAAUAUCGAGGCUGUAAUAUCCAUUAACAAUAAGGCGCCUUCACCACUUGACGGGCUCAUCAGAUGAAGUUGGUAUGCACAACAAAGAGUAGGCAGGAUUCAAGUACGUAUAACAUUUAGCAUAUGUAUGUAUGUAUGUCAUACCCAUGACAUCUCGGUUCCCAAAGGCGUUCGUUCGCUCGCCAAGAAGGCCAGUCGGGGAUUCCAACGCCCGUUUCCGGGGAUCUGGCUAUUGGACGCCCG